AAUAAUCUCAUAAACUUAGCACCUUUUUUCAUGAAAUUUUUCGUUACAAAUAAUGAUCACUGAAUUCAAAUAGCCCAGUGAAGUGUUUCUCUAAGAGCAUUAUAAUAAAAUAAAUAAUUUGGUUUUGGUGGGAGGCUGGAAGCAAAUGGAUAUCGCGUAUUCACCGAGAGUGGGGUUUACCUGUAAUUAUUCUUGAAUAUUAUCACUUGCUAUAUAAAUACCUAUCUAAAAAAAAUUUUUUGUCUAUACUUUCAAGUUCAAGUUUGUAUCCAGUUUAGUAUACUUCCGUAAAAAUGAGUUUAACUUUGGCAGGAAGAGCAUUGCACUUUGUGUUUAAGAUUCCGAACAGAAAGGAAUCUAUGAGAUUUUACAGAGAGAUUCUGGGAAUGAAAAUGUUGAGACAUGAGGAAUUUGCAGAAGGAUGUGAAGCCACUUGUAAUGGACCUUACGACGGUAGAUGGAGCAAAACGAUGGUGGGCUACGGUCCGGAGGACAACCAUUUCGCCAUAGAGUUGACCUACAAUUACGGCAUCACCUCUUACGAAAGAGGCAACGAUUUCGAAAAGAUCACCAUCAAAAGCAAAGAAGCUUUGGAGAGGGCCAAGAAACAAAAUUGGCCAAUCGAGUCCGGUAACACUUUGGUAGCGCCAGGUGGUUAUAAGUUUGAAAUAAUUAGCGAAUCUCAACCAACAGAUAAAGAUCCAGUGCAGUCGGUAACAUUGAAUUCCUCGAAUUUGAAGAAAUCAAUUGAUUAUUGGAACGGAAUUCUUGGUCUGAAAAUUUUCAAGCAAACCGACAAGACGGCGUUGCUCGGCUUUAAAGAAGACGAGGCUAAACUCGAACUGAACGAUACUGGAAAACCGGUAAACCGAGGACAAGCGUACGGCCGUAUCGCCUUCUCCAUCCCGCAUUCCGAACAAGAACCAUUAGCGAAGCUCGUCGAUGAGAAGAAAGUCAAAGUUUUAACCCCACUCACUGUCUUACCCACUCCCGGAAAAGCCGACGUCCGAGUAAUUAUUUUAGCCGAUCCGGAUGGUCAUGAAAUCUGCUUCGUGGAUGACGAAGCGUACAGGCAACUCUCACAACCGGAUUACUCUAGCGAGAAAGUACUCGAAACUCAAAUGAAGAAGGACACAUAUGACAAAUCGAGUUAAGGAACUUUGUUUAGGGUUUAAUAUACAUUCUGAGAACGUUGUGAUCUAUGAAAUUGGUUAAUAAUGAUAUUUAAUAUUGUAUACACAUAUAAAACGGGGUUUAAUUUUAUAACCAAGUCGGUUUUAAUAAAGAUAUUAUUUUACUGUU
Psylliodes chrysocephalus is the source of this 1302-nucleotide messenger RNA. The record is from the annotation of a GenBank genome assembly. Lineage: Eukaryota; Metazoa; Arthropoda; Insecta; Coleoptera; Chrysomelidae.